GUGCACCUUGCCAUCUUUUAUUCUUUCCUUGCAAAACAAAGCAACAUGAGCAAAGUUCUAUUCCUCACCUUUGUUUGUUGCAUUGGAGCACAAAACAUUAAGCAGCCAAAACGUUUGCAAACCUCUAAACUGGGUGAUAAUGUCACUAUUGAGUGCUACUUACCCAGUACAGAUUUUAACAAUAUGGUCUGGUACAAGCAGGAGAUGGGAAAAAAACUUCAAGCCAUUUUAAAAAGUUACAUUUACCUGACGAAGGUUGACUUUGUUGAUGGAUAUACCGAUGGUCGUUUUAACGUAACAAUAGAAAGAGGAGUUUAUCAUUUACAGAUUUCUUUGACUAAAAAGGAAGAUAUAGCAACAUACUUUUGUGGUGUGAUAUCUUUGGGAGAACUGUAUUUUGGACCUGGAACAUUUUUGAUGCUUCACGAAAAACACACCACAACAACAGUUCUUCAGGAGCCGAUUUCAGAUACAUUUCACAUUGGAGACAAAAUUACCCUCAUGUGUAGCAUUCAAACGGUAGAUGAGAAAUGUGCAGGAGGACACCAUGCAUACUGGUUCAGAGAGGCUGCAGAUGAAUCUCGUCCUGCCAUCAUUUACGCUGAUGGAGAUAUGAAGAAACAGCAUGAAGAGAGCUGUAAGAGUGAUUCUGCUUCACAGACCUGCAUUUACACCCUCACAAAGAGGAACCUCAGCCGCUCCGAUGCUGGUACUUACUACUGUGCUGCAUUCGCAUGUGACAAGAUAAUGUUUGGGAAAGGAACUUAUCUGGAAUUCAUACCUGACAGUGAGUCGACAGCAACUCCAUUGUUUCUUAUACUAGUCUCAUCAAACAUAAUUUCUAUGGUAAUAAUGGUCUUACUUGUGGCCAUGCGAUGUAAGGACAAAGGCAGAUCUUCAGCCCAUUUCAACAGAUCUUGUGAUUAUGAGACAUCUGAAGGUACUCAGGUUGGAAAUGCAGAUGCGUUGACUUACACGUCUGUGAGUUUCAGCAGUAGAUCACGGCCCUCUAGAGGUGCUACACAACACAACAUUUCCCAGCAUAAUGAUGUCUACUCAAAGAUCAGGUCCUAACAAAGGACUUCUGCAAGACCUUUCCUGUUCUCUGUACUUGAGUAAUCCAAAUGUGCAAAUGCAUAAAGUAUGAUGAUUUAAAAUGAGAUCCAGUAGUUAAUUUAUAAAAUAGCUGUUGUCUGAACAUACAAUCAUUGAGUCUGCUUCCUCCCUUGAUUAACCCCAUUUUGAAAUAAAAAAACUCAUGCAUCCUUA
Molecule: messenger RNA, 1269 nt
Organism: Ctenopharyngodon idella (grass carp)
Lineage: Eukaryota; Metazoa; Chordata; Actinopteri; Cypriniformes; Xenocyprididae
Exons: 6
Coding region: 46-1074 (342 amino acids)
Biological process (GO): response to bacterium
Source: RefSeq, a predicted model, not a curated record